AUGGCGACAAAUCAGGGCCGCAAGCAGGACUACAUUGGGCGCGUGCGAUACUCCAAUGCCCUGCCUCCGCCGCCGAACCCACCCAAACUCCUCGAUAUACCCGGCACUGGACUCUCAGGCGGACAGUACACAAGCGCAGGAUAUGCCUCGAGGCUGGCGCGAGAGCAGCCGCUCAACAUCGAGGCCGACCAGGAGCUAGGGAUGCCCAUUGACUUGAUCGGCGUGCCUGGCAUAUUCGAUGGAGACGAGAGGGCGAUCAUGGCGAGACCUGCCCCUCAAACACUACACCCUGCCGACAAAGCACUCCUGCGCCCACUCGCAUCCCUUGGCAAACCCAACGCAGCCAGCGGCACAGUCUCCUUCCUUCGAAGAACUGAAUACACCGCCUCACAAAACACCCAACACUUCUCCUCCUCGACGUCUAAAGACCUGCUGCGCCUGCGCAACGAUGCAAAGAGACGGAAGCCCAGCUUGAACAAAGAAGACCCGAUCAACAUCAUGCGAAACAUUGUCAAGGGCUUCGAUAUUGCAUAUCCCCGCGAUGCAUACAGAGGCGAAGACAGCACGACGAAUCUCAGAGGAGCACAGGUGACGGAUGCGGAGCUGAAGGCUUGGUCGAACCCCAAACAUCCCACAAAGCCGGAGCUCAAACUGCUCGAUUCGUAUCCAGUACUGCCAGAUCUCGACGCGAUACCCACCACCGGUUUCUACAUGAUCAUGAAGUUCUCGGGCAACCCUGUUGAUAAGACGGGCACAUACGACCAACGUCUGGAUCUGGCGGUCCUCAAACCAGUCGGAGAUGAGCAAGCAGACCAUCAAUUCAACGACAAGAAGGCUGCUUGGGAUGAAUCGGACAAGUCGAAGCCAGAGCCGAUUCGAGAAUACGACUACGACUAUUUUCUCCUCAAUGAGCAAUCCGCCGUUCCCAACCUCAAGCGAAAACUGAAUGUGAACGACCCCGAGAACGAGGAUCCGGAGCUCUACACCGAUGACGUUGGAGAUGGGCAGCGCGCGUUCAAGUACAAGCGAAAGAGGACGUACGAAACGUUCACGCAGACCGGCGAUUCCAAGGACUACUACAAUGAUUCCGUUGCUCUUGCUCUACACGAUCCAGAGGCGGACGUUGCGUCCGUACCUGGUGGCAAGCAACGUCUGCAAAAGGGCGCAUACUUCUACCCGAUCGUGCAACGAACUGGUAUCAGACCAAAGCGCAAUGUCGGCAAGAUGCUGUAUCAGAUGGAGGAGGCGAAGAUUGAUGAGCUGAACGUCACGAUUGCGGACAUGAACGAGGACUCGAGGGCGGAGCAAGUUGAGAAGCGUGCUCAGCUGGAUCCAGCAGUGCGGACGAGUGAGGUUGCGGGAUGA
Messenger RNA from Zasmidium cellare ATCC 36951, 1365 nucleotides. RefSeq lists its product as uncharacterized. Lineage: Eukaryota; Fungi; Ascomycota; Dothideomycetes; Mycosphaerellales; Mycosphaerellaceae. The record is from RefSeq and is a predicted model, not a curated record. Gene Ontology annotation, molecular function: chromatin binding; RNA polymerase II complex binding. Gene Ontology annotation, biological process: transcription elongation by RNA polymerase II. The coding region runs from base 1 to 1365 and encodes 454 amino acids. The transcript is spliced from 2 exons. Gene Ontology annotation, cellular component: Cdc73/Paf1 complex.